ACUGGCACAUGAAUGCGUUCUGCACAGGCACCCCCCUCCCUCCUCUCGCGCUCACCUUCCUUCGCUUCCCACGUUGCUUGCUUCAGCACGACCACCGAGCCUCCUUGUGUGUCUUGCGUCGCUGCCCCUGCUGCAUUGCUUCUUCAUCAUCAUCCCACACCCCCCUCCCCUUGUCACUCGCUUGUCUUGUUUCCGUGCACCAUUUACACCCGUCUCGCAUCCGCCUCGCAUCAGACAGCCCAACACAAGCGCAGAAGCCACUCCACUCAACUCCCCGAUCGCCGCCACACCAACCGCAGACUAUAAUGAGCUGCUCCAUUGGCGCGUGCGCCGUGCGGCGGCUCCCACUGUUGGCCGUGGCGAUGGCCCUGGCCGUUGCCGCUGUUUCCGCGCAGGGCUGCCCUGGUGAUGUGUUCCCUGGGAACGGUGACUCGGACACGCCGGCCGACAUUGCCCCAGCACCCAGCACCACCUUCACUGGUGUCGUGUGCAAGGACGAAGACGACUGGUUCGAGCUCCAGGUGUGCAAGGGAUGCACGGUUGAGGUUGAGGUGACCUUCCAAAACGCCCAAGGCGACAUCGACGCCGUCAUCUACGCUGCAGAUGGCACGCCCAGCGACACCUCAACCUCCGAGUCUGAUGACGAAAGCCUCACCCACAGCAACACGCUCGACGAAACAUCCCACCUCCUCCACAUCUACCUGUACCAGCCCAUCUUCGAGGACACUGAGACGCCGAGCAACGACGGCCCAACCUCCUACCAGAUCACCAUCAACAUCACCGAAGCCACCACCACCACAACAGCCGUUCCCGCCACCACCACCUCGUCCACCAGCUUCAUCAGCUCCUGGUUCCCUUGCUUCUACGACCCGUAUGAGCCCAGCGAUACGCGCGAAACCGCAUACGCCAUCACCUCGGUGCCGUCACAGCUCCUGGCCGAGGCAUGCCCCGAGGAUCGAGACUGGUAUGCCUUCGAGCUGUGCCCAGGCUGCACCAUCGACGUCUCUGUUGCCUUCCAGGGCCUGGCCGGCACCCCCGCACUCGCCCUGUACCACGGUGCCAGCGGCAGUACCCCGCUCACGUCAUCCGAUGACAGGAUCUACCAAGGCAGCUACACAGCACCCGGCAGCGGCAGCGGCAGCGCCACCACCGUGUACAUCAACGUGUACCACACCCGCUACAUCCCCGUGGACUACGAGUUGGCCAUCACUGUUAACGAGGGUAGCACAACAACCAGCGAGCCCACGACAACGACAGAGUUUACUGGGUCUGUCACCCCGUUCCCUGGGCCCACAUCUGGCUGGGUUGCCUUCCAAGGGUCCGAGUACAACGUCUACGACGAAGACAAGAUGCACCAUGGUGACGCCGAGGCAUUUUGCCAAAGCGAGGGUGGCCACCUCGCUGUUGUGACGUCACUGCACGAGCACGUGUGGCUCACGGGCUUCGCCAUUGCCCGUACCGACAACAAUGAGGCAUGGAUUGGUGGCAUCUUCCCUGAGCCCCAAGAGCUGCAGUGGAUUGACGGCACGCCCGUCGUUGACUUUGGCCUGCCGUGGAAGGAGGGUGAGCCAUCCGACAACCGCCAGGCAGGCUGUCUCUUGCACAACCUACGCAACAGCGAUGGAGAUGUGACUGGGCUGUGGGAGGCACUCCGGUGCUCGCGUCGUCGUGGCUUCAUCUGCGAACGUCCCAGCGACGAAACAACCACCACAACCACCACUACCACAACACGCUCUGGCUCAACCACCACCACGACUACCACGACUACGACUACCACGGAAGGCACAACGACAACAACAGAGUUUACUGGGUCUGUCACCCCGUUCCCUGGGCCCACAUCUGGCUGGGUUGCCUUCCAGGGGUCCGAGUACAACGUCUACGACGAGGACAAGAUGCGCCACUCAGAGGCACAGACGUUUUGCUUUGAACAAGGGGGCCAUCUUGCUGUUGUGACGUCACUGCACGAGCACGUGUGGCUCACGGGCUUCGCCAUUGCCCGUACCGACAACAAUGAGGCAUGGAUUGGUGGCAUCUUCCCUGAGCCCCAAGAGCUGCAGUGGAUUGACGGCACGCCCGUCGUUGACUUUGGCCUGCCGUGGAAGGAGGGUGAGCCAUCUGACAACCGCCAGGCAGGCUGUCUCUUGCACAACCUACGCAACAGCGAUGGAGAUGUGACUGGGCUGUGGGAAGCCCUUCGGUGCUCGCGUCGUCGUGGCUUCAUCUGCGAACGUCCCAGCGACGAAACAACCACAACUACCACAACCACAACACGAUCUGGCUCAACCACCACCACGACCACGACGGAGCAGAUGUGGACCCAAUUCACCGAUCACUACGAGUAUCGCAUCGUCUCCACCGCCAUGGUUGAGUUUGGAGAGGCUGAGGACCAGUGCAUCCAGUAUGGUGCUGAGAUCACGUCCGUCAGCUCCCAGAGCCAGCUCACAUGGCUGACGCAGCUUGCCACCAACAACACCAACCACCCUAGCAUCUGGCUGGGCGGCCGCUUCGAGCUCGCCUGGAGUGACGGGACGCCCGUUGUUGACUUUGGCUUUCCCUGGCUGUCGAACGAAGGCGAAGGGAAGCGUGUGGAGCGGUGUCUGUACAUGCUGCUCACGGGCACGAACACGGGGCGCUGGGCUGAUGGUCUCUGCAAUGAACGCCGCCCUUACAUCUGCCGCCGCCCCAUCGAAUGA
Salpingoeca rosetta is the source of this 2693-nucleotide messenger RNA. RefSeq lists its product as uncharacterized. The record is from RefSeq and is a predicted model, not a curated record. Bases 9 to 2693 code for a protein of 894 amino acids. NCBI's taxonomy places the organism in Eukaryota, Choanoflagellata, Craspedida, Salpingoecidae. The transcript has a single exon. Gene Ontology annotation, molecular function: signaling receptor activity.